Molecule: messenger RNA, 994 nt
Organism: Macrosteles quadrilineatus (aster leafhopper)
Lineage: Eukaryota; Metazoa; Arthropoda; Insecta; Hemiptera; Cicadellidae
Product: putative inorganic phosphate cotransporter
Exons: 4
Coding region: 278-994 (238 amino acids)
Biological process (GO): transmembrane transport; monoatomic anion transport
Molecular function (GO): transmembrane transporter activity
Source: RefSeq, a predicted model, not a curated record
UGUCCAUUCUGACGAGUCAACGAUGCGUGGAAAAUACGAAUAUUCUUGAUAGCAUUCUGCAUUGACAUGAGCACUACGAAUUUCGUCCACUUAUCAUAACAAUCGCCAGAUAAAUUAGGUCUUUGUAAACAGCAAUUAUAAAAAUUACGGGAAUAAGAACAAGAAAACAGUAAACACUUCGUUAUCAAGCAACCCUAAUUACCUCAACAAAGCCCAAGUACAUAGCAGAGAUAACACGGGUUAUGCGUUAGAUGAAGCUGUGGUCCACUGUGAAAACAUGCAAGUGUGUGGGUGCCUACCUUGUGUGCCCAGAAGGUACAUGAUAUGCCUGCUGUGCUUCCUAGGAUUGAUGAUAACCUACAUGAUGAGGUUCUGUAUCAGCUUAGCUAUCACGGAGAUGGUCAAACCUCACGUUAGAAAUAUCACCUCAACUGUGCCCGGUCAUGUACAGUCCUGUCCAUACGACGACAACAGGAUACAACACACAUCAGUGGAUAUGGACAAAGGAGAAUUCGAGUGGAGUGAGCGCACACAAGGGCUUGUAUUGAGUUCGUUCUUCUGGGGCUACGUGGUGACCCAGGUGCCGGGAGGUAUACUAGCAGAGAGAGUGGGUGGGAAGUACACCCUAGCGUUCGCGUUGCUGCUACCAGCACUGUGUACUCUAGCAACACCACUGGCAGUCUACUGGGGCGGCGUCUGGGGUCUCAUAGUGCUCAGGAUAAUCAUGGGCUGUGGCCAGGUAAGUGUACUAGCAGAGAGAGUGGGUGGGAAGUACACCCUAGGGUUCUCAUUACUGCUACCAGCACUGUGUACUCUAGCAACACCACUGGCAGUCUACUGGGGCGGCGUCUGGGGUCUCAUAGUGCUCAGGAUAAUCAUGGGCUGUGGCCAGGUAAGUGUACUAGCAGAGAGAGUGGGUGGGAAGUACACCCUAGCGUUCUCAUUACUGCUACCAGCACUGUGUACUCUAGCAACACCACUGGCAGUCUACUAG